Messenger RNA from Rhincodon typus (whale shark), 648 nucleotides. Its product is annotated as semaphorin-4B-like. The transcript has 5 exons. The annotation marks the transcript as partial. NCBI's taxonomy places the organism in Eukaryota, Metazoa, Chordata, Chondrichthyes, Orectolobiformes, Rhincodontidae. The record is from RefSeq and is a predicted model, not a curated record. Gene Ontology annotation, molecular function: chemorepellent activity; semaphorin receptor binding. Gene Ontology annotation, biological process: axon guidance; neural crest cell migration; semaphorin-plexin signaling pathway.
CGCGACAAUGGGACACAAUUGGCCACUGACAGAGAAGGACACGGGAUUGUGAAAGAUGGGAGAGAGAUCUCACCGCCGUCGCCAAUGCAGCCACCCUCCACCACCGCCAUUGACGGAAGCCUCUACUCAGCGAUCGGUCACUCCUCCCUCGGCAGCGGUGCGAUCCAACGAAGCUACGGACGGCUGAAGAGUUUGAGGACUGAAGACAAGUGGCUUCAAGAUCCAAGGUUUGUGGGAUCCGCCUGGAUUAGGAUGAAGGACAGCAGCAAGGACGAGAUCUACUUUUUCUUCAGUGAGUCUGAUGGCGGUGAGGUUUCGGUGGGAGCCGUCAGGUCCUGCAUUGGACGGGUGUGCAAGGUUGAUGAGGGGACAUCGAAGAACACUCGAGACUCCUGGACCACUUUCUUAAAGGCUCGGCUAGUCUGUGGCUUCCCAACCGAGCUGAGGUACUUCAACAAUAUUCAAGACGCCGCUGUCCUCCAUGUGGAAGACGAGCCUCACAGGAGCACGGUGUACGGGAUCUUUUCCAGUUUGUGGAACUCCACUGCAAUCUGUGCCUACACACAAGCGGACAUAGACAGGGCGUUUAAAACCUCCAAGCUGAAGGGUUUCACUGGCAACCUGCCUGCAAGUCCAAGGCCAGGAACG